GGUGGAGGUGUAUCAGGUGUAUGAGGGGGAGGAGUCUGUCCUGCUGCCCUGUCAGGUACCUGUUAAUGUUUCCAGUAGCUCCACAGCAGUGGUCUGGGACCGUGAUGAGUUCAAGAUCCCAACAGUCCACAUGCGUGUGCAGAGCGGCGAUGAUAUUCUGAAUGAUCAGAACCAUCGUUACACCAACCGAACAUCGAUGAAAGCCGACGCCCUGCAGACUGGAGACCUCAGCCUCACCCUGAGGAACCCUACAGUCUCUGAUGGUGGGACCUACACCUGCAUCGUCCGCAAAUAUGGACAAGAUCAGAGCAAGACCCAUGUGCAACUGAAGGUCAAAGAGCGUCCUCCGACUUGGCUCUGGGCUCUCUUUGUUGUCCUGGCUAUCUUGGCUCUCCUGGCUGUCAGUGGGAUCGUCAUGUGUUAUAGAUAUAAAUGGAUCAAACGCCCAGCAGACAGCCAGGUAUUGAUGGUGGAGAUGUUGGAGGGAGACCAGAAGUCUGUCCUGCUGCCCUUUAAAACCACAGAGGAUCUUCCCCAGGACGCCACAGUGGAGUGGAGACUCACUGACCCCAAACACAUGCAGGUUCACGUGUAUGACAGUGGAAAAAAUCAGCCGGACAAACAGGACGAGGUGUACCAAGGCCGCACAGAGAUGAAGGAAGAGCCACUGAGAGAUAAAGACCUCAGUCUGAAACUAAAGGAGCCCCGCGUUACUGACACCGGAGUCUACACCUGCACCGUCAGCAGCAAGGAUGGAAGCCUCCUACUUCAGAAAGUGGUGUCUCUCACUGUCAGAGAGAGCCAGAUGGAGACGGUGGAGGUGACAGAAUGGAACAAGUCUGUCCUGCUGCCCUUUAAAACCAAAGAUGACCUUUCUCAGGAUGCCACAGUGGAGUGGAGACGCUCAGACUCCAAACACAGGAAAGUUCACAUGUUUCAGAGCAGCCAGCACCUUUCAGGUGAACAGGAGGAGAUUUACAGAGGUCGCACAGAGAUGAACAAAGAGGCGCUGAGAAUCGGAGACCUCAGUCUGACCCUGAAAGACCUCCGACUAACUGACAGCGGAGUCUACACCUGUACUGUCUGCACGCAUGGAAAAGUCCUAAAACAGAAAGUGGUGGUGCUCAGUGUCAGAGGUCAGUAA
Pundamilia nyererei is the source of this 1144-nucleotide messenger RNA. RefSeq lists its product as uncharacterized. Gene Ontology annotation, biological process: cell surface receptor signaling pathway; negative regulation of T cell proliferation; immune response. The transcript is spliced from 4 exons. The record is from RefSeq and is a predicted model, not a curated record. Bases 131 to 1144 code for a protein of 337 amino acids. Lineage: Eukaryota; Metazoa; Chordata; Actinopteri; Cichliformes; Cichlidae. Gene Ontology annotation, cellular component: external side of plasma membrane.